Pleuronectes platessa (European plaice) is the source of this 1890-nucleotide messenger RNA. Its product is annotated as kelch-like protein 10. The record is from RefSeq and is a predicted model, not a curated record. The coding region runs from base 1 to 1731 and encodes 576 amino acids. NCBI's taxonomy places the organism in Eukaryota, Metazoa, Chordata, Actinopteri, Pleuronectiformes, Pleuronectidae. The transcript has 5 exons. Gene Ontology annotation, molecular function: protein binding.
AUGAAUGAAGAAAAUUAUAACUUACUGGCUGGACUGUUCUGUGACGCCAUCCUCGAAGUUGAAGAUGUUCAGUUUCCAAUCCACAGGAUCACCCUGUUUCAAAGCAGUCUUUACUUCCAAGCUCUCUUUAAAGACCGUACAACCACAGGCCAGAUUUUCCACAUCCCCCUCGUGUCUCCUGACAUCCUGCGGGUCAUCAUUGAGUUUGCAUACACCGGCUCUGUUGCUUCGACAGAGGACAACGUGCAGGAGUUGAUGAUGACAGCUGAUAUGCUCAACAUAGUCGGCAUCAUACAAGAAUGCUCCCACUUUAUCGGUGAGCAGCUCUGCCCACAGAACUGCGUUGGCAUCUGGCAGUUCACAAACAUCUGCCACAGCUCCGAGCUGCGGUGCAAGGCCUUCCACUACAUCAUCCAGCACUUUGAGGAGGUCGUUCCUGCUGAAGAGUUCCUGCAGCUCUCUGUGAAGGAGCUGACCGUGUUCAUUGGCAAAGAUGAACUUAACGUGAGGAUAGAAAGUUCUGUGUUUGAAGCAAUCCUGCGCUGGAUCAGCCACAUACCCAGAGAACGAGAGCGAUACAUUGCUAAGCUUUUGUCUAAGGUGCGGCUGGGCCUGACAAGCAAGGACUACAUUAUGAACAAGGUGAUCCCCAAUGUGUUGGUGAAGAACCACCCUAAGUGCAGAAAAAUAGAAGACAACUCCCUCCUGAUUAUAUUGCACAAAAAUUCACGCAGAUCCUUGCGGUCGGGUCUCAGAAACAGUCUCGCCCGACCUCGUCUGCCUAACUCCGUCAUGUUGUCCAGUGGAGGCUGGAGCGAGGGCAAUCCCAUCUGCGAGAUCGAGGCGUACGAUAUCUCUGCCAACCUUUGGAUCAACAUCUCAGACAAGCUGCAGCAUGCUCGGGCCUACCACGGCAGCGUCUUCCUCAACGGUUAUGUCUACUUUCUCGGUGGCUUUGACCGAGUGGAGUAUUUCAACAACGUGAUCAGGUUGGACCUGAGGACACACGUCUGGCAGGAGGUGGCGCCGAUGUACUACCGCCGCUGCUACGUGAGCGUGACCGUGCUGAACGGGUUCAUCUAUGCCCUCGGCGGCUCUGAUGGAAUCGUUCGACUCAACACUGGGGAGCGCUACUGUCCCGAAACCAACCAGUGGACGCUUAUUGCACCCAUGCACUUGCUGAGGAGCGACGCCAGCUGCACGGUACUGCACGGCAAGAUAUACAUCUGUGGUGGUUUCACCGGGACCGAGUGCCUGCAGUCGUCUGAAUGUUACGAUCCAGAAACCGACCAUUGGACACUGACCAGCCCAAUGAGCACUAAUCGAAGUGGACUCAGUGCUGCUGCAUAUAAUAACCUAAUCUAUGUAGUUGGUGGCUGUGACGGUAACUCCCGUCUGGCAACUGCUGAGACCUACAACUCCCGGACCAACACCUGGCACUCGCUGAGCCCCAUGUUGACUCGCCGGAGUAACUUCUGCCUCGCUGUGAUCCAGGACAAGUUGUAUGUCGUUGGGGGCUAUGACGGCUCCUCCAUCACUCAAAUGGCAGAGGUCUAUAAUCCUCUCACUGACCUGUGGUCUAACAUCUCCAUGCCAGAAAUCUCCCGCAGCGGAGCAAGCUCCUGUGUUGUGACCGGAAUCCUCAACAUGGCUGACUACACGUUAGCUCGAGACUCACUGCCAUAUAUAAACUUACACGGAGUUAUCGAUAAUUCAGGGGACUCUGAGUAACACUUUCUGAGGUUUGUGGCAUAACUACAGUAUUUCCUUGUUUAAAACUAGUCUUUUAUAGUCAAAUAAAUACCAGUAAGCGAGAACUGGGUAAGAUGAGCCACUUUUUACAUUUGAAGUUUUUACUGUAAUACAUUGAGUUUGGUUCUGCCAGAGGUU